Messenger RNA from Amblyraja radiata (thorny skate), 1297 nucleotides. It is a transcript of the gene elovl2, whose product is annotated as ELOVL fatty acid elongase 2. NCBI's taxonomy places the organism in Eukaryota, Metazoa, Chordata, Chondrichthyes, Rajiformes, Rajidae. Gene Ontology annotation, biological process: fatty acid elongation, saturated fatty acid; sphingolipid biosynthetic process; fatty acid elongation, polyunsaturated fatty acid. The transcript has 8 exons. The record is from RefSeq and is a predicted model, not a curated record. Gene Ontology annotation, cellular component: endoplasmic reticulum; endoplasmic reticulum membrane. The coding region runs from base 59 to 946 and encodes 295 amino acids. Gene Ontology annotation, molecular function: fatty acid elongase activity.
GGAGGGAGGGAGGGAAGGAGGGGAGCUGUCCGGAGUCCUCAAGGAAGAAAAGGCGACAAUGAUCCACGAAAUCCCGGACCAUAUCCAAAGCUUAGACAAACAUGUGAAUUCCUUUGUGGACUACAUGUUCGGUGAACGAGAUGCCAGGGUUCGGGGCUGGCCGCUGCUGGAUUCCUAUCUCCCCACUUUCUUCCUCACCCUCUUGUAUCUUUCCACCAUCUGUCUCGGGACACAGUACAUGAGGAAGAGGCCGGCCUACACUCUCAGGAGCUUGCUGAUCACCUACAACUUUGGAGUCAUGCUCCUCUCCCUCUACAUGUUCGUCGAGUUGGUUUCGGCGAGCUGGGAAGGUCGUUACAAUCUGCUGUGUCAGAAUCUUCACAGCGCUGGCACAGCUGACGUUCGGGUGGCCAAGGUGCUGUGGUGGUACUACUUUUCCAAGGUCAUUGAAUUUAUGGACACGAUAUUUUUUAUCUUGCGGAAAAAGACCAGUCAGAUUACCUUUCUUCAUGUGUACCACCAUGCGUCGAUGUUCAACAUCUGGUGGUGUGUCCUCAACUGGAUUCCAUGUGGUCAGAGCUUCCUGGGACCAACACUCAACAGUUUUAUCCAUGUUCUCAUGUACUCCUAUUACGGCCUCUCCACCAUCCCAGCUAUGCAUCCGUACCUCUGGUGGAAAAAAUACCUCACCCAAGCCCAGCUGGUACAAUUCAUACUCACAAUUGCCCACACACUCAGUGCAGUGGUAAAGCCCUGUGGCUUUCCAUCAGGUUGCCUGCUCUUCCAGUCGUCUUAUAUGGCCACUCUUGUACUGCUCUUCAUCAACUUCUACAGGAAGACGUACAGCAGAACACAACGCAAGGAGACGGCUGCGAACACUUUCAGUCGAUUAAACAACGGUUACUGCAAAACCAUCAACGGCAGCCCUUCCAUGAAGGAGGAUUAAUAUCCGUACAGUCCGCGCAUCAGUGUCUCACCACCAAGCUGUAUUUGCACAUGCUUCCUACAGACCAGCGCUAAGAUAGCAAGUGAAACUAAUCACGUGCUGGUUUACAAAUCCUGUCACUGUAUAGCCUAAAAAAAAUGUCAAUGAUUGCAUUCUCAAUCCUAGAUUGGUUUUAGAGGAAUGUACCUCACCCUAGAAAAUCACCUGAAAUUAAUAACUGUGUAUGAAGGAACUGCAGAUGCUGGUUUAAACCGAAGGUAGACACAAAAUGCUGGAGUAACUCAGCAGGACAGGCAGCAUCGCUGGAGAGACAAUAGACAAUAGGUGCAGGAGUAGGCCCUGCGAGCCAGC